UUUGUUGUUUCUCUUCAACGUGACUUUACCGAAAAAACUAAGAGUAUGCUCAGCAGGCGUUCGCAAUGGUGGGGCUCUACCACCUCGCGCAUCCUCCGCUCUGUUUUCCCCUCCCUUUUCACCCCUUCCCAUUAGCUUGCCCACGGCCACUCGCUCACUCGCACACGCAUGCUCUCUCUCUCUCUCUCUCCCCCGCGGGAUUAUGCAGCAGGGAGCAGCGUUUGCGUCACUCGCCCAGCGACUAAAAUAACGGCAGACGCUUCGCCGGUGGGCCCCGGCUUUAUUCCCGUGCCUUGCCGACACCCGCCGGCGGAUGAAAGCCGGCAAUGGCUUUAGCAGCGCGGCCAGAAGGUCUGCGGCAGGAGCUAGCGGUGCAAUAAUAACAAUUUAUAUAUAUUUAAAAAAAAACCGUUUUUAUUUGUAGCGCUGACAGCCCGGGACGGGUCGACGUUUCGUCAGGGUGCGCCCUGCUGAUCUGCGUUUCGGCAGAGUCCCGUGCCGGAUUCAUUUCGCGGGUUUGGUCGAGCUUGCGCGUUGGGCAGGAACCUCCGGUGGAAACGCCUCUGUGCAUUACAGGCCGGCAGUCGCAUAUAUAUCUCCCUGCGACUCUCGCUCCUUUGGCUGCGUUCACCUGUCGCAAGCCGCCGAGGAAAGGGAUUCCGGAAAUAUUCACUCGCCCGUGGCUCGGCCUCGCUUUGACGCAGAGAGAGAGAGACCGUGUGUGAGUGUGGCCGGCAGAGGGGCGACCUCACGGCUGCCUACGUGAGCCAAGGCUACCGGGAGAUUUUUUGUCUGCGGCUUCUCGCCGUUUUUAUUACGCCUGACGUCGACUGAGCUUGCGUGUGAAUCCCGUAGAUAUUGCGCUGCAGCUGUUAUUGCGGUUACUGCUCAGAUGUUUUUUUUUUCCCCGUUCACAUUUUUUUCAUCGCUGCAAAAUAAUUUACCCGGUCCUUUGUUAACUUUAAAUGCCGUUGCUAACUUCAUUAUUUAUUACUGUUAUUUAUUUUAACGGCAACUUGAAGGACGUAACUGCCGGACAUUGUGUCAACAUUUUGUCGUUUGUUUUAACUUUAACCAGUAACCAGCAUUAGCAAUUUGCAGGAUGGCAUAUGACGUUUGAGGCUCGUUAUUUCAGCAGCAUACCCCCACCACCCUUCCAUCAAGAAAAUAAAUAAAUCCCGUGUAUGUUUAAACAUCCUAUCGGCUUCACGUAGACCACUGUAAUGGGGUGAAAAUAAAUAUUAGCGAUCCGUAUAUCAUUUAGGAACAGUCGACGGUCAAAUGCCCUCUAACUUAUGCAAUUUUUCGAGUCUUUGAUCAACAUUAAAAAAAAACAACAACAAGGACCCUUUUUCUGCCGGCUCUUGGGAGGCUAUAUUUAGGAGACUUCUUCACGAGUGAGUUGAGCACAUUGACGUUCCAAGGAAGCAAACGCAUCUCUCACCCUGUCAAAGUCCAGCCACUUGAAGUUGGAACAGUCUGUACCAAACAUGGCUGGACUCCAUGAUUCAGGCUUUUUUGAAAUUAGUCUCAAGUCCCUGCUGAAGUCAUGGAGCUGUGUUCUGCCACCAGCCGAACAGCACAUACAGGAAAUGGAACAUUUUUACAAAUCAGCGUCGCCACCGUCGGCCAACGGCCUGAACCGCUCUCCCGCUGCGCCUCCUCUUCCGUCGAGCGGCCACCCGUCGUCUCUCGAGCCCCUGGGCCGCAGCCGCAGGGGGGGCUCGGGGGGGGGCGCCGGGGGGGCGGCCGUCACAGCCGCGGCCGCACCGGCCUCCUCGGCGGGGGCCAUGUCGUCGUCGCCGCACGUGGACCCGGACGUGAAGCCCGGCGAGUUCGUGCUGCGCUCCCUCAUCGCCGAGUUCACGGUGCACGCCGAGCUUAAGCUGCACUCGGUGCUAGUGGAGUCGCUGGAAAAGCCUCUGUCCAAGUCAUUACAGAGAGGAGAAGACCCACAUUUUGAUCAGCUCAUAAGCUCGCUGAGCGCAGUGGCCGAGUACUGCCUGCCCUCCCUGCUGCGCACGCUCUUCGACUGGUACCGGCGGCAGAUAGCGUGCGAGGAUGGCGCACACAGCUAUCGGCCACGCUCCAGCACAAAAUCCAAAGGGGACGAGCCUUCACGAGAGCGGGAUCCCGUGAUGGAGAAACGCGAGCUGGCGAUCGACUUCAUCUUCUGCCUCGUGUUGAUUGAAGUCCUCAAGCAGAUUCCUGUCCACCCUGUUCCAGAUUCGUUGCUGCAAGAUGUGAUGAACUUAGCUUUUAAGCACUUUAAACCCAAAGAAGGGUACAAUGGACCGAACACUGCGAAUUUGCACAUUGUCGCAGACCUCUAUGCGGAGGUGAUUGGCGUUCUAGCACAAUCAAAGUUCCAGGCGGUGAGGAAGAAGUUCAUGACGGAGCUGAAGGAGCUGCGGCAGAAAGAGCAGAGUCCCCUGGUCGUUCAGAGCAUCAUCAGCCUGAUCGUUGGCCUAAAGUUCUUCAGGGUCAAGAUGUACCCGGUGGAAGAGUUUGAAGACUCCUUUCAAUUCAUGGGGGAGUGUGCCAAAUACUUCCUGGAAGUCAAGGAUAAGGACAUCAAGCACGCCCUGGCUGGCCUCUUUGUGGAAAUUCUAAUUCCCGUUGCAGCAACGGUUAAAAACGAAGUGAACGUCCCGUGCCUGCGUACCUUUGUGGAACUACUCUACCAGACCACCUUUGAGUUGUCAUCUCGUAGAAAACACUCCCUGGCACUCUUCCCGUUGACCACGUGUCUACUCUGCGUCAGUCAGAAGCAGUUUUUUCUUAACAACUGGCACAUCUUUCUCAACAACUGUCUAUCCCACCUCAAGAUGCCAUCCACCAGCACGCUCAGAAAGCCAAUCGAUUCACUGCAGAACCGGGAUCCGAAGAUGUCGCGAGUGGCCCUGGAGUCACUGUACCGCCUGCUCUGGGUGUACAUGGUGCGCAUCAAGGGCGAGAGCAACACCACCACGCAGAGCCGGCUGCAAAGCAUCGUGUCGGCGCUCUUCCCCAAGGGCUCGCGGAGCGUCGUUCCCAGGGACACCCCUCUCAACAUCUUCGUCAAGAUCAUCCAGUUCAUUGCGCAGGAACGGCUGGAUUACGCAAUGCGCGAGAUUAUAUUCGACCUCCUCAGCGUCGCCAUCAAGAUGCCCAAGACGCUCGCCAUCAACCCGGAGCGCAUGAACAUUGGCCUGCGGGCCUUCCUGGUCAUUGCCGACAGCCUCCAGAAGAAGGAGUGCGAGCCGCCCAUGCCGACCACCAGCGUGGUGCUGCCAUCGGGCAGCACUCUGCGCGUCAAGAAAACCUUCCUCAACAAGACGCUCACGGAAGAGGAGGCCAAAGUGAUCGGCAUGUCGCAGUUCUACCCGCAAGUGCGCAAGAUCCUUGAUCUCAUGCUACGGCAGCUCGACAAGGAGGUGGGACGAAGCAUGACCCUGGGCGGCGGGCAGAACGUCGCCAAGGAGACUGAGAUCACGGGCGAGAGGAAACCUAAGAUCGACCUCUUCCGUACGUGCGUGGCAGCCAUACCCCGGCUACUGCCAGAUGGGAUGAGUCACUCGGAGCUGCUGGAGAUGCUGGCGAGGCUAACAACGCACGCAGACGAGGAGCUGCGCAGCUUGGCGUGCGCGUCGCUGCAGAGCCUCAUGCUGGACUUCCCGGUGUGGCGCGAGGACGCACUCAUCACCUUCCUGGCAUUCGUGUCGCGCGACGUGGGCGAGCACCACGCGGCAGCGCUCGACAACGCCCUGCGCAUGCUGCUGCAGCUGCUCACGCAGUGGCGCCUCGCUGUGCAGGCGACCGCGGCAACGACGGCGCCAACCGCAGCCGCGAACAUGACCACGGCCGCCGUGGCCGCCAAGGUGCAGGAUGAGCGGCAGGGCAGGGCGGAGUGUGCUGCUGCAUUGGCAGUGGCGGCGGCUAGCGAGCGGCCGCUGCACCACUCGCCCGUGCUGCACGCCGUGGAGGGCCUGGCGCUCGUCAUGCUGUGCAACACAACCGUGGGCACGCGGCGCCUCGCCGUGCUGCUGCUGCGCGAGACGCGUGCCCUCGCGACCACCCUGGGCCACUGCAAGGUGGACGAGGAGCUCGUGAUCGACAUCCUGGAAAAACUGAGUCCCUCUGUCCUGGAGAGCUUCAUCCACUUGACCAAUGCUGAGCAGACCACGCUGCUGCAGCUGCCUCCGGCUGUGGACCUGCAGUGGCUGAGCGAGGGCACAGGCGUGCCCGAGUGCAGCAUGCUCGACACGCGCAGCGCCUCGCACGUGUGGCUCUUCGCUCAGGCGCGUGACCCCUGGCUGCUGGCUCUCGCCUCCCUCCUCGGGCACGAGCACUUCCAGCGGAGCUGCCCGCUGGCGCAGGCGUGGGCCUGGUCGUAUGGCAUGGUGCGCCUCACGGCGCUCACGCCACUCGUCGACCCGGGGAACCCCGCGAACGCCAAGCGGAUCAGCGCCGUCCCUACCACCGACUCCCCCGUGGGGCUCUGGCGGAACUACCUGGUCCUGUGCUGCAGCCUGAGUCCCGCGGGCGUCUCGGCCGGAGGCGGCCACCAGCUCCGCGGCAGCUCCCCCGAGACUCUGGCCUCCACUCCGGAGAGCUCCUACAGUUUUGACGGCAAGAGUGUGGGGGGCUCAUCCCCGGCUGCCCUCUUCCACUUGGUGGUACCGCUCAUGCGCUGUGAGAGUCUGGAGCUCACAGAGUGCUUGGUGCUGGGUCUUGGGUGCACCAACUCGGGCGCCUUCCGUGAACUGAUGGAGGAGCUGAACCCGAUAAUAAAAGAGGUCCUGGAUAAGAAGCAAGAGAAUGUGCGUAAGAGAAAGAAACGAGACAUCCUGCGGGUGCAGCUGGUGCGAAUCUUUGAGCUUCUUGCCGACACUGGGGUCAUCAGCCACAGGGGUAGCGGUGGUCUCGAGGCAAGCACGCACACUCUGAGCAGCUCGCUGCUGGAGUACGUGGACCAGACCCGGCAGCUACUGGAGGUGGAGAAUGACAAGGACUCGGACUCCGUGCGCGACGCGAGGAUGCACUUCAGUGCACUCAUCGCCAACCUCAUCUCGCACCUUCCCAUAUCGGAGCGACGCUGGCUGUUCCCCCAGCAGAGCUUACGGCACAGUUUAUUCCACCUUCUCAGCCAGUGGGCAGGGCCGUUCCGUCUCAUCUCCACGCAGCUCGAGUGGAGUACGGAGAGGAGUCAGCCCAUCACACGCCAGAACUUCCUCGCUCUCAAGGCUAUGGCGGCCGUGCUGUGCUGCGGUCCCCUGCUGGAGAGCGUCGGUCUCCCCAUGGACGGGUACCUGCAGCGCUGGUUGGACAGCAUUCUGGGACAUCCGGAUCCGCAGGUGCACCAGCUGGGCUGCGAGAUGGUGGUGCUGCUGCUGGAGCUGAACCCCGAGCUGAGCUACCUGCUGCAGUGGGCCGUCGACCGCUGCUACACAGGCUCGCCGCUAGUGGCCGCUGGCUGUUUCACCGCCAUCGCGACCACCUUCACCAGCAGGGACUGGCCAAUGGGCAUGGUCACUUUGCUCAACCUGAUCCUGUUUAAAGCGGCUGACCCAUCCCAGGAGAUCUACGAGAUGGCACUGCAGCUCAUGCAGGUGAUGGAGGAGAAAUUAUUUGGGUACACAGAGCGAGACGAGUCGGGAGACGUGGACGGCCUGCUGAGCUCGCCUAUGGCGCUGCCUCCGCUCUACUCCCUCUCGGCGUACUCGCUCUCCGAAGAGCUCGCGCGCCUCUACCCCGAGCUCACCCUCCCACUCUUCUCCGAGCUGAGCCGGCGCUUCCAGACCACUCAAACCCCAGGCCGCCAGGUGCUGCUCUCCUACCUCCAGCCGUGGCUCAGCAACAUUCAGCUGGUGGCGGGUGGCGCCGGCGGCGCCUGGGGCCUCCCAGGCGAUGCGGGGAGUGUCGGCGGCGGCGGUGGUGGCGGCACGCCGGAGCGGAGCGCCGUCGAAGGCGCCGGCUGGGACGAGGAGGAAGAUGCGGAGGCGAGGCGCGACUCCGGGCAGGGACGGCGCUGGCUCAAAGGCUCCGGCUGGGGGUCGCCGCUCGCCACCGCGCUGGUGCUCAACAACCUCCUGCACAUGACCGCUCAGUACGGGGAGGGCUUCCCGAGUGCGGAGUUGGAGAGCGUGUGGACGGCGCUGGCCGACAGCUGGCCCGGGAACCUGCGCGUCAUCCUGCAGUUCCUUAUCGCACUCUGCGGUGUGCGCAGUGAGCCCGACCUGCUGCCCUCUAUCAAGAAGGUGGUGAUCUUCAUCUGUCGGGAGAAGACGGUGGAGACCCUGGAAGAGCUGCUGCCCGAGCUGGAGCGCAUGGAGCCUGUAAACUCCAUCCUCAUCCGCACCAAGAACCCGCCGUUCUACAGGCUUCUCACGGGCCAGCGGACCUCCCCGUCAGCCUCUGGCACGAGUUCCAGCAGCCACACGCUCGCAGGGAGCGGUGGCGCUGCCGGGAGUGCACAAGGGCCCGACAACAAGAUGGUCAACGGGGCGAGCUUUGAAGAGAGCCACCCUCACCAGGAGGUGAACUACGGCAUCAUGAGGCCGCACCCCCGGCUUGAGUCGCGCUACAGCAACGGCUCGGGCAGCUCCAGCGAGGACGACAAAACUGAGCCAGCAUACAUGGGCUGGAGGGUGCGGAUGGCGGAGGCAACACGCCCGGAACCCCUGCCCAUGCCUGCCUCCUUAGGCUACUGGGCUCGUCUUACAGAUCACCUGCCUGAGACCUUCAGCCAGGCCCCUCCCCUUCACAGGUGCAGCAUCGCGAUGAUUCUGCUGACGGGACUCGUAGUGGACCAUGGAGUGCAUUUGGAGUGGAGCAUUCAUUUACCUGUGCUCCUGCACGCCGUCUUCCUGGGCUUCGACCACCAGCACCCGCAGGUGCCCGAGCACAGCAAGCAGCUGCUACUGCACCUGCUGCUGGUGCAGGUUGGGGGGUUGGAUGUCCACCGCUCGGUGGCACGGGUCCUCCUCGCCAACCGAGACAUCAACCACAGCAAGAUCCUGGCCGUGCAGGCAUCGCCUGCCCAGCACAGCGCAUUCCUCGGAGCCAGCGAGCUGCGUCAGAUCUCGCAGAGUCCCUCAGCCACCGACUCGGGCCUGAGCCCCAGCUCGACGGGCUCCAGCCUGAGCCUGGGCAGCGUGGGCGAGCACGCGGCUGCUCACGCGCCCGCGCCGCUCCACGCGGCGCUCACGGUCGCGCCGCCCGGCGAGCGGGACGCCUCGUGCGACGUGGAGGAGAGGGCACGCGCCCUCGUACAUUUCAUCAGCACCAGAAAGUAUGGGCCCCUGUGGAAUUACGAAGACAUCUCCACCAAGAAUCAAAACAUUCAGAGUGCAGAGCAACUUAGCAAGUUCCUCUUGCAUGUUGUUUCAAUCUUCAAGGACAGCAGGCCAGGCUCCAACUUGGAGCAGCGACUCGGCGAGAUGGCGCUGCGCCUGGCGCUCGCGUGCCCGUCGCGCCACUAUGCCGGGCGCUCCUUUCAGAUGCUGCGCGCCCUGCGUCAGCCGCUGGGCAUGCACAGCCUCUCGCUGCUGCUGUCGCGCCUCGUCGAGAGGGUGGGCGACGCGGCGGAGGAGACUCAGGGAAAUGUCCUGGAGGUGCUUUUGACUCUGGAAACCGCCGUGGAUACAAUAGCGGAGUGCUCCAAACUAAACAACUUUCUCAUUGCAUUCUCUGGCUCCCUGGACCCGGCGCUCUCCACCAAGAUGGAACCGAGCCGCUGCAGCACGGGGCAGCUGCAUCUCAGCUCGAGCCCCAUCCGCACUGGUAGCCUGUCGAGUUGCCACAGCGCCAGCCCCAACAUCAUCAUCAGCAACAUCAUCAGCGGCAUGGGCAGGCGCAAGCGCAGCAACUCGGCCUCGCAGAAGCACGCGCUGCUGGCGGAUGGGGGCUCCGAGUGGCGCAGCAUCACGCUGGACCGUCCGUACGAGCGCGUCCGUCGCAGCAGCCCCCUCGCCAAGGCCCGCAGCCUCACCUCGCUUGCCGAUGGUGGCGGUGAUGGCGGAGCGGCGGGGGGCGUGGCGGGGUCGGGAGCGGGAUCGGGGAUAGGCACGCCGCCAUCGGACCCCUUGGCUCUGCUCACGGUCAUGUUCUGGGGGGCAAGUGCCCUGCUCGAAUCGGACUACGAGAGCGAGUAUCUCAUGGGACUCCGCCUUCUCGAAAGGCUGCUGGGCCACGCGCUACCUCUGGAUGAUGGAGCCAGUAGCAAGGUGUGGGAGCGCCUGGAGAAGGCCCUGGCCCAGCUGCGGUGGGCCGGAUUCCCAGGCCUGCAGCUGCUGCUGCUCAAGGGGCUGACGUCCCAGGCCACUGUGGAGCUCACGACACGCCUGCUCAGCCGCCUCACCCCCGUCUCCCGUGUCGCCGUUAUCGACGCCUCCCAGGCAACAGGUUUCCCGCUUAACGUCCUGUGCCUCCUGCCACACCUGGUGCUGCACUUUGACAACCCCACACCGUUCUGCAAAGAGUGCGCUGACAAAAUAGCGAAGGUGUGCCUGGAAGAGAAGACGACGAAACUGCCCAACCUAGCCCACGUGAUGUCAAUGUACAGCAACCGCACGUACACGCGCGACUGCACGGUGUGGAUCAGCGUGGUGUGCUGCUACAUCCACGACACCUAUGGCGACUACACACUCAACCUCGUGGGCUACUUGGCAGAGCUGCUGGAAAAGGGUCUGGCCAGCAUGCAGCGCUCCAUCCUGCUCACGAUGCACAGCCUCCUCAGCCAAGUGGAGCUCACGGCCGCUCCCCUCAAGCACUUCAACCUAGAAGUCAUGAAGGUCGUCAGCAAGUAUGUCCAGAGCCCGCACUGGAAAGAGGCACUCAAUAUCCUAAAGCUUGUGGUUGGCCGAUCAGCCAGCCUUGGUGCCUCCAGCUCUGUUGCGGGAAAUGCCUACAAGGGUCUGCCUGGAAAAACCCUGGAGUUCCAGUUUGACAUCACAGAGAUCCCGAUAGUUGGGAAGCGGCGGGACGAUCGGUUGGGUCGACUGGGGCCGGACGGGCUCCUGCGCGGCAUGGCGGUCAGUCGCAGCGUCUCCUCCGCCUCGUCCGGAUCGGGAGCCGGAUCCGGAACUGGGACCGGGACGUUGCUCCACGUCGGUUGGAAGAGACCCCAUCUGUCGCAGCGGAGGGUACGAGAGCGACUGGUGAACGUACUGUCCCUUUGCGGUGAAAAGGUUGGCCUGACGAAGAACCCAUCCGUGAUCUUCUCGUCCGACGGGGAGCUCGAGCUGCUGGAGCAGCAGGCGGGGCUGGGCGGCAGCUGCGAGGAGGCCGGCAGCCAGGACAUUGAGUCGACGGAAGACACGACUAGCGAGCAGCAGUUUGGCGUCUUCAAGGACUUUGACUUCUUGGACGUGGAGCUCGAGGACGUGGAGGAGCUACAGGGCGAGAGCGUCGACAACUUCAACUGGGGCGUGCGGCGGCGCUCGCUCGACAGCAUCGGCAAGGACGGCCCGCCCGCCGCCCAGGAGUCCAACUUCGCGGGCUCCACGCCCAGCCUGCACCGCCUCAACCCCGACGACACGGACGAGUCGAGCGAGGAGGAUCAGCUAACCGUCAGCCAGAUCCUUACCCAGUCGCAGUUGGCGCAUGACUUGCCCGGAGAGGACAUCUCUUAUACUCAGCAAACAGAUGCACAGAGCAGCGAUCUUGUGGCUAGCCUGCUUGGGCAUGAGGUGGCCGGCGACGACGCCUGCGAUAGGGCGCAGCGGGAGGAGCAAGCCGUGGACAGCGAGGAGUCCCUCACCGUCCAGCCCACCGUAUUUUUCCUGUGCGACGGCGAUCCCGCUGACGACAUCACCGACAACCUCCUCGCCUCCCCCCACUCAGACGACGGCCGCGAUGACGACGAUGACAGCCAGUCGGUGCAGUGGAAUGAGCCCGAGACAGCCUCACCGCCGCCACCUGCUCCGUUCUUCUCGGCGAUCCUUGCCGCGUUUUGCCCGGCGCCGUGCGACGACGCCGAGGGGACGUGGCGCCGCCACCUGACCCAACUCAUGGCCGACGCUGAUGGUUCCUGCGCCGUCUACACUUUCCUCGUCUUCUCGGCCCUCUUCCAGAGCAUUCAGAGCAAGUUUUGCCUGCUCACCAACGACGUGGCCAGUUUCCUGGGUGAGGGGCUGCAUGGGAUCGGCUCGAAGUUCACGAGCUCCCUGGAAGUUCUGCUCUCCUGUGCCGAGUGUCCCACGGUGUUUGUCGACGCCGAGACGCUGGUGUCCUGUAAUCUGCUGGAGAAGCUGAAGUUCAGUGUUCUUGAGCUGCAGGAACACCUCGACACAUACAACAACCGGCGGGACGCCACCAAGCAGUGGCUGGAAGAGUGUCUGAGAGCAUUCCCUUCAGAGGAGGCCAUGCACCCAGAGAUGUUGAUGCAACACCAAAGGAGCUCCCUGGAUGAAAAGCAAAUGGAAACACUAGCAGACCCCCGCGACCGCCGUGCGUCCCUGCUCGCUCCGCGGCCGCCGUUGCCCACGGCCGGGCACGCCCAGCGCCUCGAGCUCUGUCGCCGCCUCUACAAGCUGCACUUCCAGCUGCUGCUGCUCUUCCAGGCUUACUGCAAGCUCAUCAGCCAAGUGGAAGCCGUGCGGUCGUUCCCCACGCUGCUGGACAUGUCCGAGGAGAUGGAGAAGCUGAGGGUGGGCUUGCGGGCGGCCUCCGUGAGCCAAACGGGAGAGGCAGACGGGGAGAGCCGAGCGGAGAGCGGAGGCCAGGGGGCCGAGGCUCCACAGCAGCCGGAGGGAUCCUGCAGCUGCCCCGAAGCGGCCAUCCAGUGCCUGAUCGAGUGUCUGAAAAACUGGGAACUUAAAAGGUCCCUGGUCCUCACUCAGUCCUUCAGGUCUACGUGGCCCGAUGACAUAUUCGGCCGCUCGGAGGAUGACAUGGUGCGGACGCUGCUCAACAUCUACUUCCGGCACCAGACGCUUGGCCAGACGGGGGCGCUCGCCGUGGUGGGCUCCAACCACGACCUCACGAUGGCGUGCACCAAGCUCACCGCCAUCAACUUGCAGCUGAGCCAGGCUCUCCGGCAAGCUCAGGCUCUUGGCUGUCUCAUCGGCCCCUCGGGAAACAAGCAGAUCCUGAGCACCAGCUUCUGAGAAUCUCGCGCUUCGGGCCCGUGUGUUGCGGCGGGCAGUAACGUGUUAGUUGACGUAAAUUCGUUACUCCCAACAAGGCCAUUCUGAUCCUGUGGCUGGGUGCUGCCAGGGUUUGAGGUCUAGGCUGGAAGGCGACAUGGGGGGGGGGGCACCCUUAUUCAUUGGCGACGUAAAAUUCAGGUUCGUUGUGAGGUCAUCUUAUUCGUGAGGCCUAGGAUAAAUAGCCCAUCCCUCCCCCCGACCUUCUGUUGCAGUCCUAAUCCAAUGCUGUUGCUCUCUUUUCAGUUUUUUAUUCAGCAUGUACGAGUUGCUUUCUUUUAUGAUUACUUUCAUUUUUGAGAAUUUUAAAAUGCCUAAAUCCCCUAAAAAGGGGGAAAUUAUUUGUCGGCAGUUUGAGGAUAAUGUGGAGGACAGCAGAAGCCAAUUUAUGUGGGUUAUACCACAACGAGCUUUCUUUUGCGAUUUAGUGCCACACUUUCUGAGGUGAACGAAGUCUCUCUACGAGCAUUGGGCAAUGCUCAUCACUGUUGGAGACCAUCAGCCAUUGGUGGAAAUUACACAUUUCUAUGACGGGAGGCAGUCUUGAUAUAGGACAAACCACUGUUGACUUCCCAAUACUUGGUGGUCGGUAUUUAUCGACCCAGAGAGGUAUUGGGCUAACUCAACCCCUGACCGAGAUUUGAACUUCGCACCCUUCCAAUUGUGAGUCAAUCGUUUCGACCACAGAGCCCACCGAGAUGAACGUCUUCAGUGUCCGAUGAACCUACUGUACGUUCAGCCACAGUAAUCAUGGAAGUAAUCGGCUUCUCAGAUUACAUUACAGAUAUACCUACCGCAUGUUUGCAUUAAUUACAUUGCUCAAUUAGACACCGAUUUAUUUUCACAUGUAACUCUCCCAUCACUGCCCACGUGUGCAUAUUCACACCUGCACUUGUGUACGUGCAUCAUUGCGUAAGCAGUUCUGCUCUUUUUUAUGGUGUGGCUUUUUUGGGGAGGGAUGUGCGUGAGGUUGGUACAUUUACAGGAAACCACAUGCACGGCACGUUGCAUGAAAACCCUGCUGAAAUUGAAUAAUUAUUCUUUAAUCAUGGAAUCGGAAGCUGUAUUUAAACUGGAGGAAUGCGAUGAGCUAUGAAGCUAUUUUUCACAGAUGUCCAGUAUGGGCGGGUCAGCAAGUUAGAACUCUCAUUCAACCAAACAAAUUAGGUGUUUCCAGACACACAUUGACACUGGCACUCGUGUGUGUGCAGCAUAAAGACGUUAUGAAAGUUACGGUAAUACAGCUUAGAGGUGGGAGUGCAAAUAAUUAAAACAACUCGUAUUAGUGGUGUUGUUAUAACUUGACCAUCAUGUUGGCACAAGCAAGCACUUGAUGCACAGUGGGAGAGCAUUAAAGGGGAAACGCCAUCUGUUUUAUUUUGAGUCCACAGCACCUCGUUCUCUGAUCACCACGCAUCGAUUCAUUCCAAUUUGUAUUUUUUUUUUUUUACGAUUCAAUUCAUUAGUGAUAAUUUUUUAAAUUACGUCUAAAUCUAAAAAAAAAGGAGGGUGAGGGGCAACGACGGUGGAAGUCAUCCUUCACCGAAAUUAAUAUUCCGCCUGCAGAGUAAUGAUUGGCUCACGUUCUCGGAAAUGUUUUGUCCUUUACAAACGUACAAUGUUAAUAACAAGAUCCUGCACGGAGACCAGGGGCCCCUACUAAGGCUGGCAACUGCGCACGGGCUGGUGCGACCAGCAACCGCACAGCUGAUAUUUAGACACUGCGUUGGAUGCUACUUUUUAAGUCUUUGGCAACCUGGUAGACGUCCAUGAUCCACUCGAAUAGCACUUGCGACCCUUAUACACGGCCGGGAAUCGGACGCAGGUCGCCAGGAUUGUAGUGCAGUUAACCACCACACCACCACCACCACCACCAAUUGUCACAUCUACGCAUAUAUAGAUAGUAUGUAUAUAUGUAUGUAUACUUGUAUAUGUACACCCAAGUGUAGACUACAUAUAUAUACCUAAAUGCUCACGUGUGUUACAUUAUAUGCAUAUGUUGUGUUGUAGCUAUACACAAAAAAAGAGCUAUAAUCAAAUACUGUACGAAUUUAAAGCGCAACGUUUCCUCUUGGUCUUGCGAGUGAUGAUGUGGUUUUGUAAUCACUGAACUUAACCCUCUGUUAUACUCUUCCGUGCAAAACUGCCCACGUGCCCAAGGCGUUAAUUACUCGCACAUCGUGCUCAUUGUGAAUGAUGCAUUGACGGAACCACCAGGAUGGCGAGAGCCGUGGUCGUAUAACCCUUGCAUGCAGUGCUUCAUUUAUGACUGUGGUGACCAGAUGCGGAAUGCUUUUCCAGGUCGCACUACCGCAGCAUUUGUACCAAAAGUUCAGCGGCGAUGAUGCUUCAACUGAGACGAUACUAAAUGCGUGUAAAUGUAUACAUGUAUAUAUGUGCGUGUGUUUAUACGUGUAUCUAUGUUCGAGUAUGCACAGUACAUUGUUUUUUGUAUAUAUACUUGCAUAUAACUAUUACUCGGGCCUAAUACAUUGCACAGAAUGGACCCCCCCUUUGCCCAGCAUCCCACGAGACACCAAAGUGGAUACACUGUACUUUAAUUACCCCCCCCCCCCCCCCCCCAAAAAAAAAUGAUAACACAUCCCACCAAUAUUCAGUUGUGCAGUCAAACAAAGAGCACAAUUUCUGCGCAAGUCGUUUCGCCUCCUCUCGCCGCGUGUCGAUGUAACCGCAUUUCACACGCCGUCCCUCUCUCGCUGCUUUUAAACGAUUCAACGCCACCUUCAUCGCGGUCACAGAACUAUUAUUUCAUGACACCCCUGCCUCCACACCACCACAAAACAAAUGCCAAUCAUAACGCGAUACGCAAGUCACCAUACAUAUUUAACUUUUUCGAAAAUCAAAAUAGAUUAUGAUUAAUACGCUUUUUGAUAUAAAAUAUCUUGGAGGGGGGGGGGGGGGAUCAGGGGUCUUUGUUGUGUGCCUUUUUGUUGUUGCAAGAAUUUGUUUUAUUUUUGAGUCGCAGCUCUUUAAGUGGCUCCCUGAUCGUUUUCUGUUGGCUUGCUUGUGAAAUCGAUGGUUUCGAAGGCUGAUGUGUUGUCGGCGAUGCCUAUAGAACAAUUCCUUACAGCAUAGAAUAUUCAUGGUAAAGAGUGUGGUUAUGAUUGGAAUGUUUUGACUUUUUUUGCAUGAUCUUCGAGACUACUCUAAAAAUCACGAGCUGCUUGUUAUCACACUGUAAUAUAUAAGGGCUAUAAAACAAUUACACUUAACUGAUGCUUAAGGUAUUUGAGGCAUUGUGGCGAUAAAUUCCUUGCGCACAAAAUUUGGUGCUUUAAAAACAUUUGGGAAAACAACUCUGUAUUUAGUGCUUGCUGUCUUGAAUAGUUUUAGGCCUAAAUGAGGUUGUGUAAGCAUACACAUGUGAGCUGCAUACGUGCCACAAAACAAUAGUGGAAGUACUAUCACGUCUUGAUGUAUUGUAUAUUUAGAAUGUCUUCAGGUUACAGGGUGCCCUAUACAUAAAAAAACUGCUUAUCUUUUACGGAGCGUAGUGUUGGUAUACGCACGUGUACGCUUAUGUGUAUGCAUGUGUUUGUGCGCUUGCGUGCGUGCGUGCGUUAAUCCGUGCAUGUGCAUGCAUGCGUUCUUGCGUGCGUGUGUGUGCGGUUGUGGGCUAAGGGUUGCCGCGACGUUAGCGCCGUGUCGGGUUAAGGAGGCCGAGUGCGUCCCCCCAAUUGAUGAAGGUUUAAAUACUCCGUCAUUACGAGUCAUCGUAGAGACAAGCCAAUUAUUUUACUCUUUAAAAAGCCGGGUCACACGGCCAGCGCCAGAAUUUGAGGCUGAGACAUUGUGUACUCUUUUCUCCAGCGCCUUUGCUCUGGCCCGCUUUUUCAUGUUUAUGCUCAGAAAGCUCGAAUUGAUGGAAUUUGGGACGCGAAGUUAUAAUUCAAAUUGAGCAAAUAAUUACAUUUAGCGAAGGCAUGCCUAGGAAACCAUUUCUACUGCAAUUGCUAUUCUACACUGUUCAAUCGUGAUAUGAUUCAUCAAUGCAAAAAGGGAUUAUUUAUGUUGAAGCUAGUAUAUAUGAAAUUGCUAUGAAUAGCUUUUAAGGCAGUGGUAGAUUUGGCAAAACAAGACUGCCCACAGAGGCUAUAUAUUUUUUGCAAUGUUUAUUUUUCAAGCGUGUGGGUUUUUUUUAGUUGUAUUGUUUAGGUCGCCAUGCUACUAUGUUAUACAGUGGUUUCUUGACUCUCCGCAAAUGCAUGCGGCCAACAUUUUUAAAGCAUUGCUGAAUGUACUAUUGGGACGCUAACUUCUUAUAGAACUGGAUUCUCAGAGCUUGCCAUUGGUGUCUUGUGAUCAUCCAAAAUGUGUGUUUUUGCUUUUAAAUAACGAUAACAGUGAUCAAAUCAAUCAAGACAAUUCAGAAUAUGUGUUUAUACUGGAGGAAUCCGAUGAGCCUAUAUGGCUCUUUUUCACAGUUGUCAAUUAGGGUCUCCGUGGUCCAAAUAACACUUGGUAGUGCUCGUAUCCAUUGGCGCCGGUGCUGCGAGUGGUUGAAUUUCCACAUCGUGUUGAGGACCGGUCUCUGCAUGAAACAAUCAUUGGUGAGUUAUAGCAAAGUGGUACUUCAUCGUCCCCAGAUGGAUAAGUGGCUGAAUUUACAUAAAAUCAUGAUUUGAGCUUACAUAAAAUCAUGAUUUGAGCUUACAUCAUUGAGAAUCGUGUUCUCUAAUAAUAAACUACACUAACUGCAUUAAUGUAUAUGUAUGUGCCACUUAUGAGCAAUAUUGCAAGUAUUUGUUCACGCCGGUUUAGCUUAAAACUCUAGAGGGAGGUUGCAUGAGGGAGCAAUUUGUAUCCCUUGUUUCUCAAUUUAAUACUUGCAGUCACUGUAAAAUAUGUGCUUUUAGAGAGGAUAAUGAUCUACUGUUUUAUAGAUGUCACAGGACAUAUAAUAUCCACUGAAAAGCACACUACACAUUGCUGUUGCCCAUGUUUCUGUAAAAAAAACGCAUCAGUUGUCCAAUGAAUUUUAAAGCUCCACACCGUUACAAUAGUACCGCCCAAUGACAAUUGAAUGUAAUAGUUACUAACAAAAUAAUUGUGAGCAAGUAGUUUCAAAUAUUAAUUGAUACUAUCAUGCAAUCAGCUGAGAAUCCAGGUCUGUAUAGUUUUGUGUUCAUUGUGAAGGCAAAACAAAGUUGCUCUGCACUGGAUAAAAACAUAUGCACAAUUUUGUUUUAAAUGUUUUGAAAGUAGUUCUUCUUGAUAUAAUAUUCUACAUCUAUAAUCAAAAGUGGAUUAUUUAACUUCAUCAAUGACUCUGUAUGUAACGAAUCAGCGAACACCUUAACAAAUCCUAAGCAAAGUGCAGCAUCCAAUAAAACUAAAACUCUUAUUGACUGCUAAUAUGUACAGAGAUAUAUUAUAACGUAGCCAGCUUUAUUCAGAUAUCUGUCAGUUUGUAGUUAUAUUUUCUCUCCCUUUUUAUUUAAAAACUAAUUAAUUUUAUCUUGUAGAUUCUCGCCGAGGGGUUUUUAAAUGCUGUUGUGUUCGAUAGGCUAGAUGAAGCAGACCUCAUUUGCACUACUGAAGGCCUUGGCAUGCGUUGUGUCCUAUUGAUAAGCGUGUCUGUGUCGUGAACUCAUGUAAGUGGAAUGCAGGUCUAUCAUAACGAAAAAAAUUUAAUUAAAAAAAUAAGCAAAUGUUCUGUAAGUAUAAAAAAUAUAUACCGCCUUACAAGUAUGAUUCCUUGCAUAAAAGGAGGAAACGCAAGUGUAACUAAGUUAAAACACUGUACAUAUUUUGAAACGUGUAUAAACAAAAAGGGGAUGAGCUGUCAUUGUUUUUUUUUCUCUCUGUAAAAUCUGUAAUGUGAAAAUACAAAAGAAUAAAAACUUAUUUCAAUUCA
Molecule: messenger RNA, 17007 nt
Organism: Petromyzon marinus (sea lamprey)
Lineage: Eukaryota; Metazoa; Chordata; Hyperoartia; Petromyzontiformes; Petromyzontidae
Source: RefSeq, a predicted model, not a curated record